Erythranthe guttata (spotted monkey flower) is the source of this 1170-nucleotide messenger RNA. RefSeq names its product aquaporin PIP1-2. Gene Ontology annotation, cellular component: membrane. Gene Ontology annotation, biological process: transmembrane transport. The record is from RefSeq and is a predicted model, not a curated record. Gene Ontology annotation, molecular function: channel activity. Lineage: Eukaryota; Viridiplantae; Streptophyta; Magnoliopsida; Lamiales; Phrymaceae.
CACUUCUCAUUAGCCCCAUCAAACAACCAACCACAAAGUAAAACACAAGCAUUGACACGUGGCAAGAAAAUGGAGAGCAAAGAGGAGGAUGUGAGAGUGGGAGCCAACAGAUUCGACGAGCGCCAGCCGAUCGGCACGGCGGCUCAGACACAGGACAAGGACUACAAGGAGCCGCCGCCUGCGCCGCUCUUCGAGCCGGGCGAGCUGGCUUCGUGGUCCUUCUACCGAGCCGGCAUAGCCGAGUUCGUCGCGACUUUUCUGUUCCUGUACAUCACCGUGCUGACGGUGAUGGGCGUCAGCAAGUCGGAGUCCAAGUGCUCCACCGUCGGAAUCCAGGGCAUCGCCUGGGCCUUCGGCGGGAUGAUCUUCGCCCUCGUUUACUGCACCGCCGGAAUCUCAGGCGGGCACAUAAACCCGGCGGUGACUUUCGGGCUUUUCCUGGCGAGGAAACUGUCGUUGACCAGGGCGGUUUACUACAUGGUGAUGCAGUGCCUGGGAGCCAUCUGCGGAGCCGGCGUGGUCAAAGGCUUCGGCAAAGCCCUCUACCAGAGCAACGGCGGCGGCGCUAACGUGGUGGCGCACGGCUACACCAAGGGCAGCGGCCUCGGAGCUGAGAUUAUAGGUACCUUUGUUCUUGUUUACACCGUCUUCUCCGCUACUGAUGCCAAACGCAGCGCUAGAGACUCGCACGUGCCUAUAUUGGCACCGUUGCCAAUUGGGUUUGCGGUGUUCUUGGUACACUUGGCAACAAUACCGAUUACCGGAACUGGUAUCAACCCGGCCCGAAGCCUUGGUGCAGCCAUAAUCUACAACAAGAGCCACGCCUGGAAUGAUCACUGGAUAUUCUGGGUUGGACCAUUCAUUGGGGCAGCACUGGCAGCACUGUACCACGUGGUUGUAAUUAGGGCCAUCCCAUUUAAAUCCAAGUCUUGAUUAUCCAUGAAACCAAACAGCCCCUUAUUGUGUGUGCUCUUCCAAUUUGUGGCCGUACGUCGUCGUCUUCCAAUUUAGAUCAAGGAUUAUCUAAAUUUCUUCUUGUAUUUUUCCUGUUUGUUGUAUGUAUAUUAUAAUGGUGAUGGUUAUGUGGUGUAAUAAAAGAGGAGUUUUUAAUUGUUCAAUGUUAAUGAAAGUCCAACACACCUAAAUAGGUUGGUUGGUUUGUCACUGCAA